GGUUUCUAAAAAAUAUUUGUGCAAUAAAAUUUUAGUGAGAACUAUUUUGGCAUAAAGUGAAGUGGUGGUGUAUAUUUAUAAACGAUAUAUACAUUAUAAUUGCAAGUUGUCAUGGCGGCCAUGGGAUCGACCAAUAGGAACGCUCGAUGCGUCGGUUGUUAAAGUGUUCUUUUUCGCUUUGCGAUACGCGUCAUUUAAGUAUUGAGUGAUUUUUUGCAGAAGUGAUUAAUUUCAUCUUGUUUAAUAACAGUAAACGCUGAAAAUGACAUGAGAAAGCAUGUUUGUGCAAGAAAAAUGCAAAGCAUCGAAGCACAAUGUAUUUUGUGUUGUUUAUCACGUGACCUAUCCGAUUAUUAUGGCGGAAAGAUCGGACAACGACCAUAAAGUAAAAUUUUGACAUUCCCAUUUGUUGUUUGUCGUUUGUUUUCCUAAUCUACCACGUGUAUUUUAUUCAAAGAUUGACAGUUGACCCCAAGGAUGUCAACAAGAGGUAUGAAAAAGAGGGGGCGUCCCCCUAAGGUCCAAGUAGCAGAAAGAACCAAAAAAUUUCAGAUACACCUCCUUAAGAAACCCAAAUAUUUGUUAAAUUAUAAAGGUCCAGACUCUCAGUCAAGUACUCCAACAGCUUCUAGAGCAUCUUCCCCACAUGAGAGUGAGUCUAGUAGGCGUAGUAGUAAUAGAAUUAGGGGUAAAGAUGGACAUAGAGCUGGUCGAAAAUCUGGUUAUGCUGGAUCUGUUUAUCAACGUAGGGGCUACAAUACGGCCCCGAAUGACUAUCAUGAAUCUGAGUACCAUUAUGGCUCGGAUUUUGGAGAUGAUUCCAGUGAAAACAAAAGUGAUAUUGAAGAUGAAAUGGCGUUGAGCGAGAGUGAAUCUGAAGGAUCUGUGCCUGACCGGGGUAGUGAUAGUGACUUUUCAUUAAGUGGUUAUAGUACUGUUAGUGGAACUCCUCGUAAAUGUUACAGUUUGAAUAGGGCGCCCACGCCAGAUCCUCCUUUAUGGCUACAAAACCGAGAAAUACCUCCCCUAGUUUUACCUAAGUCUUCAGAUGAUUUAUUAGUACCUAAGGAAGAAAUAAUGGAAGUGCUUAGUAUAUAUGAAGUAUUAAGACAUUUUAGAAACCUGGUAAGAUUAUCUCCAUUUAGAUUAGAAGACUUCUGUGCUGCUAUAAUGUGCGAAGAUCAGAGUAGUCUUUUGGCUGAAAUUCAUAUUAUGUUACUCAAAGCUUUAUUAAGAGAGGAAGAUUCACAGCAGACUCAUUUUGGACCUCUUGACCAAAAAGAUAGUGUAAAUAUAUCUUUGUACCUGGUUGAUUAUAUUACUUAUCCUGAAGUUUUAAGAGCUUAUAUAGAAAGUGACAAAAGCUUUGAUCAAAAGGUAUUAGAAAUUCUUUCUACUACAGAUUAUCCUUUCUCGACACUUGAGGAUAGAAUAAAAGUUCUUCAAUUUUUAACAGACCAAUACUUGACUACAAACCAUGUAAGAGAGGAUUUGAUCAGUGAAGUAUCUAUUGGAUAUGAUGACCACUGUCGAAUAUGUCACAAGCUUGGAGAUCUACUGUGCUGCGAAACAUGCCCAGCAGUAUACCAUUUGGGAUGUGCUGAUCCCCCCUUGACUUCUGUUCCUUUAGAUGAUUGGCAAUGCCCACUAUGCAGAUCUCACAAGGUCUCAGGAGUUGUUGAUUGUGUUCGAGGCUUGGAGAAACAGGGACUAUUAUCCAGACAGGAGCCUUUAGGAUAUGACAGACAUGGAAGAAAAUAUUAUUUUCUGUGCAGAAGGCUGUUCGUUGAAAGUCAAGAAGGUGAAAUCCAUUAUUACUCAACUCCUCUUCAGUUCCAAGAAGUAAUGAAGACCCUUGAUGCCAAAGAUAUGGAGAGUGUUUUAUACAGGGAGCUACAAGAUCUUAGCAGUGAAAUAACAAAACAUAUGGAGUUGACAGAAAAGCUCACUAACCAAUAUAAAGCUAACAAAAAGACCUAUCUUGAUGCUGAGAAUAGUGCUAUUAUUAAAAUGAAUAAAGAAAAAGAGGAAAAGUUAGAGGAAGAAAGGCGUCAGUUGGAGAAACAAGAUGUUGAAAAUGAAGUAGAAAAGAUGGAAGAAAUUGAAACCACUGAAGUACCAAUGGAUGUAGAAAAUACUGAGGUUGUAACUACAUCAACGUUAGAAAGUACAAUUGAUAAUAGUGAAACAGAGAAGGAAGAUGAGAAUAAUAAAAAUAAAGAAGUGGUUACGAGAUCUAAAACUGGUGCCUUAGUACCUAGAACUUUUAAUCUGGAUGACUUAAGAAAGAAGACCUUGGGCCUCUUAAACAGAGAUGAUACUGAUGAGUCGAGAAUGACAAGGUUAAAAUCUAGUCAAAUGGCCAAUGGCACAUAUUUGUUUAAACUUGGCAUGGAAAACUCAUUUAAAAUGUAUGUUAACCAAUUCACAGUAAACGCAAUUGCCUUAAAUAAACCCCAGAAAAAUGAAGAAAGAGAUAAGAAAAGACAUCUUUCUCAUAAAUUCUCACUGACUCCUGCUUCUGAGUUCAAAUGGAUAGGAGCAUGUAGCGGUUCCAAAACUCUUAUGUCAAAUACUUUGAGACAGUCUAUUUUACAACUUGAACAGCAAGUUCAAUCUUCUUUUAUGCAUCCCAACUGGCAUCUGCUAAGGAAACACUGGUUGAAUCUAGUCUCAAAUUGCCAACAACCAAAGGAUUUUGCUAGAGUUCUUGUUGUACUGCAAGCUUGUAUUAAACCUGUUGUCUUUGCUAAUGUGUGGCAUGAACACCUGGGACAUAUUAAGUUAGCUAGAGUUACUGCAACUGAAAGGGAGGAGCGAAAGAAGCUAGAGAAGAGGGAAAAGAAGGAAAGGGAAGAAGAGGAAGAGAGGAAUAGAAUGAUCAUUAGUGGUUAUGUGAAAUAUACAAUGAGUUUUAAGCACCAGUUGUGGAAACAGAAAGGUGAAGAGUAUAGAAUUCAUGGAAGGUGGGGUUGGUUGUGGAUUAGGACACCUAGAAAUUUUCAGCAUGUUGAUUGUAGGCAACUAGGCUUAGCCUCACCUCAGAAAAUAAUGGUACAAAUAAAAGAUAGCAAAGGAACUAAGGUAAUGUCACUAGAUCCAGCAGCAUACAAAUUUCUUAAGUCUAGUAAUUUAAAUGAUACAGAUGUUCCAAAUUCCCUGAAAAACAUUGAAAUUGUCCCUUCUGUGAAACAAUUUGAACAAAUUAAUGUCAGUAAAGCUCUAACUGCAACUGGUCGAAUAUUAUAUCCAAAAGUUGCAAAAAAAUCAAAAUUAGAUACUUUAUUGGCAAGAAGAAUCCAACUUAAAAAUAUGGAAGAACAGAAAAUUUCAACAUCAAAAUCAGAUGGAGUCAAAAAAGAGGAAGAUGUUGAUGUAGAAACAGAAGAAGAGCCCGUCAGUGAAGGUAUUGACAAGCAACUAAAUAAUUUGAUGACUGGGAAAGUUGUUUUACCAAAUAAUAGUCAACAAACUCCAGCCCCAAAUAGAGAUGUACUGAAUUCUAUAGCAAAACGUAUUAACCUUUUAAGAACUCAGUAUACCUCCAUUGCCAGGUUAGCUAAAGAUUUUCAAUGUUAUGUUAAAGGAUGCAAUUCUGGGGCGGGUAACAGUAUAGAAACUACCUGUUAUUCACCUCUUUGUAUGCAGAGAGUACGAGUGAGAAAAGAUCUGUUAAGUUUACUAAGAAAAGCAAAUCUAGCAACAAAUUCACCAAAUAAACUGAUCACAAUACAGGCACCAGCCAGUGUAAUAAAAAAGCCAUCAAUUUUAGAACAAACCCUAAAGGCACCCCAAUUGAGUUUAUUACCUAAAGAAAACAAAGAAACUCUUCCUUUAACAAGAGAAAAUAUCUGCAAAGGAUUGGUUACUGCUUUAGACACAGCUGCUAAAGUAGAAGAUCAGAGCGACAUUUAUGUACCUGUCAAAGAUCUUAAACUUGAAGUAAAAUCAGAACCACAAGAGAUGGAUUUGAAUAAAAUAUCUGCUGAAACAGUAAAAGAAAUGAUUUUAGGAGGAAACCCUUCUAAAACUAUGACACAUACCGUAACUACAACAUCCACAGUUACCACUAGCACAACAGUAGUUGAUGGAACAGUGAGAAAGUUAUCUUGUUCUGAAAACAUAACAGAUGUUGUUACAGUAACCAGUUCAUCAAAUAAUGGAUCAACUAGUUCGUUACAAACUUUCAAUAGCAGGACUACCGCAUACAGUGCCCAACAAAACAGAAGAUUUUGUGCUUUUAAACUAGGCACAAAAAGAGAAGAAAAAACUAUUAAAGCAGAACGUGCAGAAGAUGGAACUGAAAGAAUAUAUUCAACCCAAAGUACUGAAGGGAAAAUAGUAUUAAAGAAAGUACCUUCUAUGGACAAUAAACGCAAAACCAAACAGAUAGUAAAAUAUCCAGCCUGUUCUUCCUUUAAAACAUUAAAAAGUUGUUCCUCAUUAUUAGUACUACCACCUCAUGAUACUAGAAAAUUAGGAAGAAAUGCUGGAAGGAUAUAUAUUCCUGGUUUCCAUGCUUUGGCAAAAGCAAAUCAUAGUGUUUGGCCAUAUCCCUGCUCUAGACCACUAUUCAAAACAUGCUGGGUCUUUAGAACAGUCAAUCUGAAAUCCCUAGCUUGUGCUGCUCUUCAGUUGAAGAUAUUGUGGGCUUGCUUAAGGUGGGAUGACAUGCAAGUGAAGCCACAGAAUGCUGAUGGAAAACACCAGAUCACUACAGAGACUGAAAUUUUAUCCUUGGAACUUUUGAAGCAUAGGCAUAAGGGAAGGUUCCUGGAGAAGACACAGUAUCUGAGAAGAAAGGUUGUGAUUCCUUUGGAGCUUCCAAAAACUGUUCGAGAAGUAACAUCUAUAAGAAGUGGACUUAGAAAAAGAAAGCGACCAGAAUCACCACAGAAUAUGGAUCCUCAGGUCUCUGAAGAAUGGGUGGAUGAAGAUAAACUAGAGUUGUGGGAAAUUAAGCAAUAUGGAGAAAAGAUCGAAAAGGUUAAUCAGCAAGUUAUAACUAGGAGUCGUACCGGCAAUCUUCCGCCAGCCAAACCGACCAUCGAAGCUCCCGAUAUCAAAGUGGCGGUCAGCGGUAAGGCUACGCCGGAAGAGAUCAAGGAGAAGAUGGAGCAACAGCUGCGCCUACAGAGAGCCGCUCACCAACAGAAGAGGGCUCUCGAAGUCAAGAAUUUGGGAUUGAAGAGCGGCGUGUUGGAGAUGGUGGGCAGUACGGCUCAAUUGACGACUAGCGAUGGUCAAGUGAAGAUAGUGAAGAACGUCGUAGUUCCAAGCCAGGCCAUAGUCAGUGGUAAAAAUACUCUAACCUCAUUACUUACUUCGAAUACUACUAAAUUGGCCGGUCGAAGGAUAUUGAUGACAAAGGGACCUGAUGGUACCACGAGGGUCAUAACGGGCUCCACUAUAAUACCUAAGACAUUACCUACAACACAACAAAGCUUGAUAAAAGCUCCUGCGGUUACCGGAGCACAACUGGUGCAAACGCCCACGCAGAGUCAACAGCCAACAACUUCAACUUCAACUUUAGCCAACUCGCAACCGCAAACGCCGCAAUCUACCAAAGAUACUCCGCAACGUGUCCAAAUAAUGCGCAUGCCCGAUGGCCGCAUCAGCGUCAAAGGUCUUCUACCUGGACAACAGCUCGUUCAAUAUCCGGACGGUAAGCUUCAGGUAUUAACAACAUCACAACUCCAAUCGUCCGGUAUCGUAACGUCCAAACCGCCAACUCCAGUGACAACAACUCCCAAAGCUAUCAUUAAACAGACUAUACAAACUUCCGCAGGUACUAGGGCUAUUGUUCAAUCGUCUCCAGUCGUAAAGCAAGCCAUCAUUGGUCAACCCCAGGUUCAAACUCCACAAGCUGUGAAGAGUGCACAACCGCAAGUAUCCACUCCUCAGUCUCAACCUCAACAAGUAAUUAUUAAGCAGAGUUCUGGUCAACCAUUGGUGCAAAAACUCGCUCAAGGAAAUGUUGUUUUGGGAGCUGGAGGACAAGUUGUACAACAGCAGGUACUGCUGAGCACUAAUCAAGUCAUCAACCAAAAUGGACAACAGGUUAUAACAAACCAAAUUGUCGUCAAUAACCAGUCACUAGCCCAGCAAUUGGCUACGGGAAAAGUUCAAGUAGCUACAAUUAACGGCCAACAAGUACUAAUUAGACCAACUGGUAAUAACCAAGCCCAGGUUGUCGCCCAAUUAACUCCUGGACCCGUUACUCAAACAGUGCCACAAGCACAAACUCCGGUUAAACAGGUUAUUCGGCAAGCAGAACCUCAGCAGCAAGCGCAGCCGCAACAACAGCAACAAGCGCAGCCGCAACCGCAAGUGCAACAGCAACCGCAACCUGCCCAACAGCCACCAACGUCAACACACCAAGCUAUUCAGCAAGCUUUACAGAGUCCAACAAAACCGGCACAGGAUAAUCACAUCGAUCAGGCAACCAUGGAUCAGUUAAUGACAGGUCAGCCGCCCGGAACGGUCAUUAAAUGUGUCACCGCGCAGGUUAUCCAAACCCAGCAAGGUCCCAGGAUCGUUCUACAGGGUCUACAAGGAGCUGACUUUACUCCUCAACAGCUAGCAGCUGUCCAACAACAAGUUAAACAACAGUUACUUAAAGCUCAAGCUUCAACCGGCAAGCAAGGGGUAUUGGGUCCGACCAAGAUCUAUCUCGCGGUACAGCCCAGCAGUACAGAACCGUCAACGGAAACGACAUCAACAAAUCCUCCGCCUUUGGCCCCCGUACAACAAACCACCGCUCCCGCUCAGCCAGUUGUUACCCAACAAGUCGUCAACCCUACUGUCGUAACUCCGAAACAAACACCCGUUAAGCAUAUACAGCAACAGGCUGGCGAUGUUCCUUCCCACGUGCGGCAGAUACUAGUAAAUGGUCAGCAAGCCCAAACGUCAGCCCUGUUGCAACCCAUCAAACAAGUAGCCGAAAACCAAUCGCAGCAGUCCCAGUUGGUUUCUACGCAAUCUCAGUUACAGUCGUCCACUCAGCAGCCACAUUCUCAGCAGCAACGGGUAGUGACCUCAAGUGCCGACGCCAACAAGCAGUUCGUGGUGACUCCAGAUUAUAUUCAGCAAACGAUCAAAACGGCACUGAAACAAGAAAACCUAAAUCCGGAAAUCGAAGAGAAACUACUUCAACUUCAAAGGUAUCAGGAGCGGCAGAUGAAACACGAACCCGAAGUUCCCGCCCCGGUCGUGAAACUCAGUCAACCGAUCGUCAACUCCCGACAUCCGACCACGUCUCGAAAACGGCCUUUAAGUUCCUCCAAAAAUGAAGACGCUGACUGGGUUAUGGAAACUCCGAAGAGGAGCCGACCGAAUAGGACCGUUGAGGUGAAGAAAGUCGAAGUGGAACCACAACAUGAGCCCGCCAAAGAAAAAAUAGUUUCUCCCAGGACUAAGGUGAAAAUAAAGGAAGUUUGUGACUCCGAAAGAAAAGUUACAAAGCUGAUGGUUAUGCUGUUCAGGCACAAAGAAAUGCUGAAGAAGGAUAUUCUCAGGAAACGAGCUCUCUUAGAAAAAGAAUUGCAGUAUGAAAUUCAGCGGGAGGUGACAGAAGAAUUAGCUGCACGCACGAAAAUCGAAAGGACCAAGCAGGAUGAAGUACGAACUGGUAGUAGUAAGAGAAAAUCUGCUGCUACAGCUACCACAGCUGCCAUUACACCUCCUCAACCAAAGACUUCCACCUCCUCGUCCUCUUCGAGACACAAGAAGACACCAAAACAUGGAACUCCAGUGAAACAAGGACCUUCUCCACCUACUACAACUACUCCAUCCAAAGGACACAACAAACGAGAGAAGGUGUAUUGCAUUUGUCGAACACCUUAUGAUGAAACUAAGUUUUAUGUGGGUUGUGAUCUAUGCAAUAACUGGUUCCAUGGUGAUUGUGUUGGCAUAACAGAAGAAAGUAGCAAGACGCUAACAGAGUUUAUAUGUAAUGAAUGUAAGCAGGCCAGAGAUUCACAAAAGUUGUACUGUUUGUGUCAACAACCCUAUGAUGAUUCACAAUUCUAUAUUUGCUGUGAUCGUUGUCAAGACUGGUUCCAUGGAAGGUGUGUGGGCAUUCUGCAGUCAGAAGCAGAUAAUAUUGAUGAAUAUGUAUGUCCAAGGUGUCAGAGGAACAAUUCCGUCAACUUUGCAAAUAUGAAAGAUUUGCAGGCUAAGGACCAUGAAGGAUUGAGGAAGCUUAUCAAGCAAUUGCAGGUUCACAAGAGUGCCUGGCCAUUUAUGGAACCCGUGGAUCCAAAUGAGGCUCCAGAUUAUUACAAAGUGAUAAAAGAACCUAUGGACUUGCAAAUGAUCGAAACAAAAAUAAACGAUCAGGUCUACACAAAACUGAGCGAGUUCAUCGGUGACAUGACGAAAAUUUUCGAUAACUGUAGAUAUUACAACCCCAAAGAAUCGCCGUUCUACAAGUGCGCAGAAUCGUUAGAGGCGUAUUUCGUCAACAAGAUAAAAUGUUUUCGGGACAAACUGUAUGAAAAACAAUAAGUGAACUUUAAUAUAACAAAAGAUUUUUUAAAUUUUUUCUAUAUAUAAGCUUUCCAGAAGACUUUCAGCAGGUCUGAACGAUCUCAGCUUUAUUAAAUUUUGUAGUAUUUGGUCUAUUAUUGUUAGUGAUCUGCUAAAAGUCUUGAAUGUAAAUAUAUAUUUAAAACCGUAGAGUUCUGUGAAUAUGUGUAUGAAUGAAAUUUUAUUUUGUAGUUAUUUUGAUAUAAUUUUGUUAUUUAUUCCUAAUUAUUUAAAUUGAUUUUUAAGUCUUUGCCAAUGUGUAUAUGUAAUUCUAUAAUAAAAUCAAAUAUCAAAU
Messenger RNA from Diabrotica balteata, 8824 nucleotides. The record is from the annotation of a GenBank genome assembly. Lineage: Eukaryota; Metazoa; Arthropoda; Insecta; Coleoptera; Chrysomelidae.